AAGCCAAGUUCAAGGCUAACCAGACGUUACUCCUCCCUCCAAUGUCCUCCUUCUCUCCCCACCUCACGUCUCGACGAUUGCUUUUAUCUACUUUUAUUUUCCCUCCCUUCUAAAAAACGCAUGAGGUUUCCGACGCAAAAACAAAAUCGAGAGACAGCUUCACUUACGCAACCCUUUCCACUCCCGUUACUUUCACUCCAAUCCGGAUUUUAUUCGUGAAUCGAGGAAAAUAUUGGAGAGUUUCUAUCGGGAGAGGAUCGUUAACAGCAGGAAGAACGACGAGGAGGAGCUUGAUUAGAAAUUAUUCCAAAGAUACCGACGAGAAACAGAGUCUGGGGAACGACUGGAGGCACUCGUUCACGAAAAACAAUAAUAUUCAACAAAUAUUAUUGAACAAUAAUUUUUUCCUUCACUUUGUGUUUAUCUCUUGCAAUUGGGGACCUUCAGCAAUUUCAUGUGAAUCAGGUCUCCUCGUAAUUGCAUCAAGUUCAAGGCUGACGUGAUGCAAAUCUUGUUUUCAUUCGGUCUGUAUGAUGUCUGGAAAUGCAUCAGAGAAUAUGAUAACGAAUAAUAGAGUUUUACCUGGCAUAAAGCAGGAAGUGGAUAAUCCAACGACACCAAGCCAGAGCUAUCACCAGGUUUGUUCACCCAGUACCACAAUUCAACCAAUUGCGGAGGUGACCAUUAAGAUGGAUAUGGGGGACUACAGUGGAGGAAGAGCGAGUCCUGGAAGUCCAGAAAUGCAACACUGCUCUUCAACUACCCAACCAUUAGGAACGCCAGAGGGAGUCAUUAAGGAAGAGGAUAUAGUGCCCAGGAGAGUGUGUCUAGUCUGUGGAGAUGUGGCCAGUGGCUUUCAUUAUGGAGUUGCCUCUUGUGAGGCAUGCAAAGCAUUUUUUAAAAGAACAAUACAAGCAAGUAAUUUUACAGGGAACAUUGAGUAUACGUGUCCUGCGAAUGGAGAGUGUGAGAUAAACAAGAGGAGAAGAAAAGCUUGUCAGGCCUGUAGAUUCCAGAAAUGCCUGAGACAAGGAAUGCUGAAGGAAGGUGUUCGACUGGAUCGAGUUAGAGGGGGAAGACAGAAGUACAGAAGAGCCACGGAUCCAUAUCUUCCAGUAAAAACAGUUGCAUUGGAAGCCAACGUAGGAUUGUCAGGCACUGGAGAGAUUACAAAUAAUAAAAUGAUUGAAGCCUUGAUCGCGUGUGAACCGGACACCCUUCAAGUAUUCAACCUUACUCAUACGUUAGACACGGAUCAACGGGUAUUGGGACAGUUAUCCGAUCUGUAUGAUCGUGAGCUCGUUGGAAUAAUUGGAUGGGCGAAACAAAUACCAGGGUUCAGCGGUCUCGCCCUGAACGACCAAAUGCGACUGCUCCAGAGCACAUGGGCAGAAAUUUUAACAUUUAGUCUUGCGUGGAGAAGUAUUCCCAAUGCGGGAAGACUUAGAUUCGCCCAGGAUUUUACGUUGGAUGAGAGACUUGCGAGAGAGUGUCAUUGUACUGAACUUUUUACUCAUUGCAUCCAAAUAGUAGAACGAGUCCAGAAACUCAAUCUCUCCCGAGAAGAAUUCUAUAUUCUAAAGGCUUUAAUCCUCACAAAUAGUGACAUACGACUAGACGAGCCACAAUCUCUCUAUCGUUUUCGUGAUUCCAUUCUCAACUCUUUAUCAGACUGUGUGACAGCAGUGAAACCUGGCCAGACGCUGCGUGCAAUUCAGAAUAUGUUCCUUGUACUGCCAAGUCUUCGUCAGGCAGAUGGUAUUGUUCGUAGAUUCUGGUCUAGUGUUUACAGAACCGGUAAAGUGCCCAUGAAUAAGUUAUUCGUCGAGAUGUUGGAGGCUGCGAGUUAUCGAUGAGACAACCCCAGCUGGAUUGGCCUCGAUACACAAGUGCUCGAGAUCAUCGGUGAUGUGUGAUUGAAGUGAGAGUUAGAAUAUGGUGCUGAAGAAAUUAUUUUCGAAUAAAUGAAAAAUUCAAUAAUUACUGAUGAUGAUGAUCGGGAUGAGUUAGAUUUUAUGGGGAAAUGAAGAAUUGAUGCUUUUACUCUAUCGUUCGUUAUUUUGAAGGGGCAGUGACAUUUGUUUUUCUGGAAAUUAAAGGGAUCUCGAUACCAAAGGUAACAUUUAUUUCUUCAAUCAAGAUUUUUUUAACAUCAAAUUCUGGCAGCGGAUCUAUAAGUAGAUCAAAAUAAUUUUUUUUUUCGUUAUUUUUUAUUAGUUUUGAUUUGCCUCAGUUGUUAUAUAGCCAUGAGAGUAUCUUUGGGAGGGAAUUUAGAAUAAAAUGAUGAGACAUUUAUGUUUGAUAUUCAACGCAAAAAUCAUUUCACUAUUUUUAUAUUUUAUUCUGUCAAAUAUUUCAAUUAAAUCCGGUAGAUGAUCUUCUUUCCCGAAGAAAAUUCUACUACUUGAGGAUCUCCUUAAAGUCCUGCCGUACCCCAUUUACAGGUACAAUCCACAUUUAUUAUGAUAUGGAUUAAACAUAAUUACAUAAAUGAAUGAAGAGUUGAAGCACCAGGGCUUGUGGGCAAUGUACAAAACAUAAAAAGAAAGGAUGAGAACAAGUGAUACCAGAGAUUAACUCAGAGCGAUAAAUUCAGACAGAAGAUUAUUCUCCAAAUGGUUACCGCUAAGUAAUGUUUAGUUAUUAAUAAAACUACGAAAGAUAAGUGAAGAACGUAAUACGCUUUUAGAGCUCUAUUUUGGAAUCAGUGCAGGAGUAGCAGGAAAUGCUUCUGAAAAUAUUUUGGACGCUGGUAGGUUUCUGGAAAACUAUCAACAGCCAUUUUUUGUCCUGAAUUGAAAAAAAAACCGAAUUACAGAAAACGGCUUCUGACAUUUUUCUAUGCACUUAUCAGAUGCCGAUGUGUUUGUAACAUUAUCUAUAGAAAUUUAUGGGACGUCUCCCUCUCAUUAUUUUCGAGCUCUACUCCAAAAUCAGCUAAUUGAAUGCAAGAGCAUACUUGUAACACCGCCACAGGAUUCUUCUGAUCCUUAUGGCUAAUGAAUCAUUUUGACGUAAGAAUGCUGCGUCGGUUUUGAAGUAUGUUAACGUCAGAGACGUGAUAUUCCCUAUCCAGAGGGAUUCUGGUAAUCGAAACUGCUGGAUAAAAAGGUGAAUGAAGAAACGUUGAAAAUCUCGAUUAUUCGUUACUGUGCCAUGUGGGACAUUGAAGAGUUUAUUCAGGGAUCUUUAUUAUGUGAUUAUUAUUGUUGCCCGAAGUGAAACAUGGGCAACAAGUGAAUCGUGUGUGGUCAGUUCUGCAGGUGGAUUUGUAGGUUUUUAAAUUGUUAUUGUGAAAUAAAAUAUGAAAAUUGUGCAAUAAUUUUUUUUUGAAGAGAAUGAAAACGUUUGAUGUUUGUUGAAACAUCCUGUAACAAAUAUUAAUUUGGAUAAAUUUGCGAGUCAAAUCCACACAAGAUUAGCCUCAAGCGUUCAUCAACCACUAAUUAAUCAAUCAACCAAGUAUAUAAAGUUACUAAUUAACGAUGUUGCGAAGGGAUAGAAGAUGGAAGACGACUGCACAUAUUUGGGUGAAGCUAUUUCGGAUAUAUUUUCGGAGUGAAUGAAUUUAUAGCGCUAUAAAUAUUGUUUAGAUAGUUAUUUCAUAAUUGUCUUGUAAACUCAAUUUUCCAACUUUCGAAAAUCACAAUCUCUCACUUUAAUAUCUUAAUCGAUAAAUGUUAAAAUUGAUAACAUAUCGAGAUAUGGAGAUACCUUAACAUAAAUGAGUUCUAAUGGAAAUUUUGAUAUAUCUAUUGCCAUAAGAAUUUUUCUUGUAGGAAAUAUGAGGCCACAUUGAAAUAGUCUUUCAAUAUUUUCCGUAGAAUUCCCCAGCUGCCGAAAUAAUCACGAAAUAAGCUCACAAAAUUAUUGAAAUUGUGUCCCUGCUGAGAUAAAUGAACGGAGAAAUGUACAGAAGCUGUUGAGCCACGACGAAUUCUUCAGGACUAAUGUUUAAGAAAUUCCUUUGUAAUUUUACUUUCAGCAUAUUUUUUUCCUUUCACCGUUUGCUCUAAUUGGAGAUGAUGUAUUUGAAAAAAAAAUACCCAGGAAUACGCUCUCCUUAAUUUAUUCAAAAGACAAAAAAUAGGGAGGACUCCUAUGGAACUGUGAUACAUCCGCACUUCGACUUUGUUCAAUAAGCUGUGGCUCUACAUUAUUAACGAUGAAUGAAGAAAUACUGCAGCACGUGGAUCAACGAGGGGUAAAACGUGAUCUUACAAUAAUUAAUAUCACGUGGCUUUAUGGUAAUGCAAAAUAUGAUUCGACAAUUGAUGAUAUUGUUUUGUUGCCUUUUACCCCUUCAAUUGUCUGUCAACUUUCUCUGCACCUCUUUAAUUUCUAGUAAUUAGUUAUUAUCCUAUGAACAUUCAUCACGGUUGUAGAAUUGAAUUUCUCAGGGUCUUAAAAUAAAUGAAAAAUAACGAAUAAAGAGCGAUAAUUUAAAUUGAUAGAAGUUUGGAGGAAAAUGGAUGUGAAUUUAUUGAUGAGCAGUUUGAAAACUUAUUGUUAAAAUUCUGUAAUGGAAAUAUAGAUUAUACCCCCGUGGAGCAUUACUAUACUAUUAGGGGUUACACGUAUAUAGAUAUUUAAAAAACCUGAAGAUUGCAAUUAUGAAAUGAUAAAUGAAGUCAAAUAAUGUUAAGUCUAUUUUAAGAAGAUGAGGAAAAAUCACUCGAAGCGGAGUUUAUUUCAAUACAAUAAAAUAUUUAUUACCAUUUGAA
Molecule: messenger RNA, 4724 nt
Organism: Diachasmimorpha longicaudata
Lineage: Eukaryota; Metazoa; Arthropoda; Insecta; Hymenoptera; Braconidae
Gene: Err
Product: steroid hormone receptor ERR2
Exons: 10
Coding region: 531-1856 (441 amino acids)
Biological process (GO): regulation of transcription by RNA polymerase II
Cellular component (GO): chromatin; nucleus
Molecular function (GO): steroid binding; zinc ion binding; estrogen response element binding
Source: RefSeq, a predicted model, not a curated record